Anthostomella pinea is the source of this 1797-nucleotide messenger RNA. Lineage: Eukaryota; Fungi; Ascomycota; Sordariomycetes; Xylariales; Xylariaceae. The record is from the annotation of a GenBank genome assembly.
AUGUACUACGAUUAUCCCUCGACGUCGAAUCGUUCGCCCGGCACAACGAGACAGGGCUAUGCUACUGUCGGCCUGCAUUCGGGUCUGGGAGGUGGCCGAUCGGGACAGAGGCAGCUCGAGUCUGUAGGUCAGCAUCUCCCAUCCCCCUCGGGCUACGGAGGACACGACGAUCGACAAGGUGGUGGCUCGAUAUACGAUUCCAUGCCAAGGUUCGACCGUCUGGCACCCAACGGUAUGCAGUCUGGAUAUAUGCUAGAGAACAAUCAGACCUGGGGCUACAAUGGAGCUGUCGCCACCGUGAACGGCCCCAUGAACGGCAACGGUAGAAUGGCUUCGAGGGGUGUCAACCGGCGGGCCGCUUUGCCUACUAACUGGACUGACCAAGGUGGUAUGGGCUUACCCUCGAUGCCGCAGCACUUCGAUCCCAACAUGUCCAUGAACGGAAACGACAACGAUUUGUCUGGCAUGGCUGGUGCCGCGGCUGACUCCCGGGGCAUGAUGACUACGCCAGGUUCCGACUCGGACCAACUGAUCCCCACUGCCAUCGUUAUCAAGAACAUCCAGUUCCAGUGCAGAAAGGAAAUCCUGCAGGGUCUCAUGGCGUCCAUGAAUUUGCCGCAACCCUACGCAUUCAACUACCAUUUCGACAAGGGUGUCUUCAGGGGUCUUGCAUUUGCCAACUUCUCCACAGCCGAGGACACGGCUAUCGUAAUUCAGAAGAUGAACGGACUGGAGGUAAUGGGCCGAAAGCUGCGAGUCGAGUACAAGAAAAUGCUGCCGCAAGACGAGCGUGAACGGAUCGAUCGAGAGAAGCGUGAAAAGCGAGGCCAGCUUGAGGAACAACAUCGAGCACCGCUUCCGGUGCACCAACAGAGUGCGCUGCAAGCCCUCGGCGUCAGUGUCAACAAGCAGCCAAGCAGCUCGCCUUUGCGUGACGUCGACCUCAAUGAUCCUGCCACCCUCGAGUUCUACACGCAGCUCACUAUUUUCAAAAACGACCAGAGCCGAGAGGUUCACAUUUUCCCUCCAGACGUCGCUCCCGAGCAGCGCCGGCAAAUCCACAUCCUGGCGCACAACAUGGGACUGGAGCACAGAUCUGUUGGCGAAGCCGACCGACGACAGAUUCAGGUUAUGAAGCGUCCGCAAAACUCGCCCCCAGCACAUGUCCAAAACCAGCUGCCGAAUGUUUCGUGGGAGGAUCACCGCCGGGGGCUGAGUCGAGCGGCCACCAUCGACUUUGCUGAGUCUCGCAUGGCGUCGAGCGCGUAUCACACGCUGGGCAGACAGGGCGGCCCUACCCUGGAGCUUCCUGGCAGCCCCGGCAACGGGAUUCCCAACAACCUCCGGGCCGCCAAGAGCUUUGCUGAUCUGCGCGCACACAGUCCCAGCCCUGCACUGUCCGGGUCGAGCUAUGCUGGGUUCGGGAACGGCCUCGGCGCCCGCUAUGCGGAUUUCUCCCAAACGUCACUGACCACGCCACCGAACCUGACCCCAACGUCGGCGCAGAAUGCUGCGUCGAGUACCGAUGCGCUGCUCGCUGGGAACAUGGGGUCCAUGAAUAUUGGCUACGAUCCUAAUGCGUCACACAUGCGCGCCAGAGAUGCUCCUGGAGCUAUUGGCAGCCAGAGACCUGGUGCCAACGGGACGACAAACCGCAAUGCACCCGAGAGACAACCACGUGGCCCAGAAUGGGGAGAGUCUGGACAAGGGUUCAGCGGCCGCAAUCGUGGCCAUAUGCAGAGGAGCAGCGAUUCGUCAGACGCUGGUCGCAACUCGGGCACUUCUCGGUUCCACUGA